CUUGUAUUGGGUUUUCAUGUUCACUGCGUUCUCGUCUCGGAAAUAACUCAGCGGAUAGCUAAACAGCCAGUUGACGUUGUGAUGAAUGGAAACAAGGCAUUUGCCAUCAAAUGCUAAUUCUUUGUUUGAAAUGGAUGAAGAAACAACCUCCCAAGAGCCACAAAUAAAGGCUUUGGAUGAUUUCCCACCAGAGGAGAAAGACUUAGAGGAAGACGUGAAGGAGGAAGAAGAGGAAGACGAGGAGGCACUUCCACAUUCUGAAUUCCUGGACAUCUUUGAGGAGGGACUUGCACGACUGGUGCAAGACCCUCUACUUUGUGACCUACCUAUCCAGGUGACGUUGGAAGAGGUGAACUCACAGAUUGCUUUGGAGUAUGGUCAGGCUAUGACUGUUCGUGUAUGUAAGGCUGAUGGAGAAAUCAUGCCUAUUGUGGUGGUACAACAUGCUACUGUGCUGGAUCUGAAGAAAGCCAUCCGCAGAUAUAUGGAGCUGAAACAGCAGCGUGAAGGAGGGGUCAAACACAUCAGCUGGAAAUAUGUGUGGAGAACAUUUCACUUGGUCUUCAAUGGCGAAAAACUAGAAGAUGACAAUUUAAAACUGAAAGACUAUGGGAUCAGAAACAGAGAUGAAGUUACAUUCAUGAAGAAACUGAGGAAGAAGUGAAAUGGAUUGUUUUUGAAAAUACUGUCUAAGACUGUAGGUGUGUUGUGUUUGAGGACAAAUGUGUUUGCACCAAAGUGUUCACUUGAUCUAUUUAUGAGCAAAGUGUUAAUCCAUUUUUCUA
Molecule: messenger RNA, 785 nt
Organism: Chanos chanos (milkfish)
Lineage: Eukaryota; Metazoa; Chordata; Actinopteri; Gonorynchiformes; Chanidae
Gene: snrnp25
Product: small nuclear ribonucleoprotein 25
Exons: 6
Coding region: 86-664 (192 amino acids)
Biological process (GO): mRNA splicing, via spliceosome
Cellular component (GO): U12-type spliceosomal complex
Molecular function (GO): protein binding
Source: RefSeq, a predicted model, not a curated record